AUGAUGUCUGGAGAAGCGUGGCUGUUCCUGUUGGCGGUGUUGAUCAACGCCGUCAACCUGUUCCUUCAAGUUUUUUUCACCAUCAUGUACAGCGAUCUGGAAUGCGAUUACAUUAACCCCAUCGACCUCUGCAACCGUCUGAACGCAUACAUCAUCCCCGAAGCUGCCGUCCAUGGCUUCCUGACCUUUUUGUUCUUGAUCAACGGGUACUGGGUUGCCCUGAUCCUCAACCUUCCCCUCCUCGGAUACAACAUCAAGAAGAUCGUUGACAACACACAUCUGCUUGAUGCCACCGAGAUCUUCCGAAAGCUGAACGUCCAUAAGAAGGAGUCCUUCAUCAAACUGGCCUUCCACUUGAUCAUGUUCUUCUUCUACCUGUACAGCAUGAUCGUCGCCCUCAUCCGCGAUGAGUCUUCGUAA
Molecule: messenger RNA, 420 nt
Organism: Trichoderma breve
Lineage: Eukaryota; Fungi; Ascomycota; Sordariomycetes; Hypocreales; Hypocreaceae
Product: cornichon protein domain-containing protein
Exons: 4
Coding region: 1-420 (139 amino acids)
Biological process (GO): endoplasmic reticulum to Golgi vesicle-mediated transport
Cellular component (GO): COPII-coated ER to Golgi transport vesicle; endoplasmic reticulum membrane
Source: RefSeq, a predicted model, not a curated record